CCCAAUCCUCCCAGUCUGCAGGGGCCUGAGGGGCUGUGCUCUCAAGUCUUCUGCUGUGUCUUGACCCCCAAAGGCAGACAGUGGCCAAGGAAGAAAUGCGGGUGUGUCCCGGAAGCUGGCUCCUCCUGAGUCCAGAGGGCUCCCGACCUUCUCACCCUGGGCCUGGCACGCCCUGAACGUCCCUCUUGGACUGCAUUCUGUGCCUCCACCUGCAAAAAGACUCGAAAUUCUCCUGCCAGCAGGAUUCAGGCCCUGGGAAGCUGACCAGUCCCUGCCGUCCUCUUUCUGACCCUCACCCUCUGCAGGAUUUGCUUCUGCUCCACAGCAGCUGCCUCCACCAGGCCGAGAGAUGGAGAGACCGGACCUGGUAGAUCUGGGAGGCUCUGAGACCAGGAAAGACCAGAGGACAGGACCACAAACCAGUGGGAGCCUACGUCCGGCCAGCAUGUUGGGGCAAAACUUCCGUAUGUCCAAUCUGUGUAUACUCCUCCUGGGGAAAAGCUGCUCAGGAAAAAGUGCCACAGGAAACACCAUUCUGGGCAAACCUGUGUUUAAGUCCAAAUCUUGUGGUCAGAUCGUGACUAAAACAUGCCAGAGAGAGAAAGGGUCCCUGAACAAGAGGGAGGUUGUGGUCAUUGAUACCCCUGACCUUUUCUCCUCAAAAUUUUGCACAGAAGAGAAGAAAUACAACAUCCAGCACUGCUUGGAGCUCUCUGCUCCGACUCUCCAUGUCCUGCUCCUGGUAAUUCGCAUUGGCCAUUAUACAAGGGAGGACAAGGAAACAGUCAGGGGCAUCCAAGAUGUGUUUGGACCUAAAGCCUGGAGGUACACCAUUAUUGUUUUCACUCAGAAAGAUGAUUUGGGGGAUGACUUGCUGGAAGAUUACAUUGAUAAUGACAAGUCUCUCAAGGAGUUGGUUCAAAGAUGUGGGCACCGAUACUACGCUUUCAAUAACAAGGCAGGUGAGGAUCAGCGGACCACUCAGGUGUCAGAGCUUCUGCACAAGAUUGAGAAUUUAGUAGUUAAGAAUGAAGGACCCUAUCAUGUGAACUUCAAAAUGGAAGGCAGCAGAUUCCAGAAUUGCGUAAAUGAAGUUGUACCACAGGAGAAGGGCCAUCGACAUGGCCCAGGGGAGAUGAAGAAGCAGGACACAGGACCUGAGCAUAGCUUGGGGACAUCAGAGCUGAAGGUCCUCCUCGUGGGGAAGCACGGUGCUGGAAAAAGUACAGCAGGGAACAGCAUUCUGGGGAAGCGGGUCUUUGAGACCAAAUUUAGUGAGUGUCCAGUAACCCAGAGCUUUAGGUGUGGGAGCAGAAUCUGGAGAGAGAAGAAAGUUUUGAUCAUUGAUUCUCCAGACAUCUCAUCUUCAAUGAAUGUUGAAUCAGAGCUUAGGAAACACAUCUGUACAGGCCCUCAUGCCUUCCUUCUGGUGACGCCGCUGGGCUCAUACAGCAAGAAAGAUAAAGCGGUGCUGGAAACCAUCAAAAGAAAUUUUGGGGACAAAUUCAUUCAGUACAUGAUCAUUCUCCUAACCAGGAAGGAAGAUUUAGGGGAUAGAAAUUUAGAAAUGUUCUUAACACAAGAAGCUGAUCUCAAUGGGCUCAUCCAGCAAUGCAAAAACAGAUACAAUGCCUUCAACUACCGUGUAACGGGAAGAGAGGAACAAAGGCAGGUGGAUGAGCUCUUGCAAAACAUUGAGAACAUGGUGCAGCAGAAUGGAAGCAAGCCUUGCAUCUUUAGAGAAAAAGAAGCCCUGAGCAUCAUCCUUGUGGGGAGGAGUGGGAAUGGGAAGAGUGCAACUGGGAACACCAUCCUGAAGCAUGACAUCUUCCUGUCUCAGCUCCAAGCCCAGUCAGUCACCCUGGCGUGCCAGAGCAGCAGGACCACGUGGGAUGGGCAGGACGUGGUGGUUGUAGACACUCCCUUCUUCAACCAGAUGCCUGGUGCUGAGAGAGAUCCAUCCUGGUUAGAGGAGGAGGUCAAACGCUGCUGGUCCUUCUGCGAAGAAGGGACCAAGACAUUUGUCCUGGUGUUCCAGCUGGGGCGGUUCACAGAAGAGGACAAAGCAGUAGUGGAGGAACUGGAGGCCACCUUUGGAGAGGAACUUAUGAGUCAUGCCAUUGUGCUGUUCACCCGGACAGAGGACCUUGCAGAUGGGAUGCUUGAAAAUUACAUCGAGAAUGCAAAUAACAAAGCCCUUAAAAACAUAAUUAAAAAGUGUAAAAAGCGAUAUUGUGGUUUUAAUAACAAAGAAACUGGCCUAGCUGGAGAAAGUCAGGUGAAUACUCUUUUGAGAAUGGCCAAUGAUCUGAGAAGGAGCCAUAAUGGGAAAGGGUACCCACAUACAUGGGAAUAUGUCAGUAAACAAAUUAAACAUGCCCAGGAAAAGCCCUCUUUCAAAAACUUCCUAAAGAAUAUAAAAGAUAGUUUAAGUAGCUGAAAUGUCUGGAGUCUCUUUAAGUUAGGGACACCCUUGGGUUGGGGAGCAGGGCAUAGUAGGACUGAUAAAUGGGAGGAGGGUCCACGGCUUUGAGGUUUGUGAGGUAAGCAUCCCAUCUUGUGAUGCUUUAGCUACUUGUAGGUAAUGAACUGUGAGGGGCAAAUAGUAGGGAAUUGUAAAGGAGAAAGAAGUCCAGGAAUAAACGGUCUGGGUUGGCAGGCAUGGACAUUCCAGCUUCACUCUCUCUCUCUACCCAUCUUCAUUGGUAUGCAGAUUCCACACUGAGGCUUGCUUCUUGGUUUCAAGACCCUGGUGCUCUAUCUGUGGCUGUGCGGGUAACAUGGAAAGCUGCCAGAGGUGUGUGAGAUAGAAAACAAGGAAUCAUCCUCAGGGUAGAUACAGGCUCAGAUGUUUUCAAUAUUAACUACUUUAUUUAUACAUGCUUUGAUGGUAGGAACUUUGUCAUUUGGUUUCUCCUGACCCCCAUAAUAUCGGAUAGCUUUCAAGAUUAGCCCAUUCAUAAAAGCAGGGACUGUCACUAUUAUUUUUGGACUUCACAUAACACUUUACAAAAUAACUUCUGGAAAAUGUAUGUGUAAAUAUGUUCAGUUGAAACAAGUAAUAAAGAUGAAUUAGAUUAUGAAUUGG
Nycticebus coucang (slow loris) is the source of this 3088-nucleotide messenger RNA. It is a transcript of the gene GIMAP8, whose product is annotated as GTPase, IMAP family member 8. The coding region runs from base 350 to 2440 and encodes 696 amino acids. The transcript is spliced from 5 exons. NCBI's taxonomy places the organism in Eukaryota, Metazoa, Chordata, Mammalia, Primates, Lorisidae. Gene Ontology annotation, molecular function: GTP binding. Gene Ontology annotation, cellular component: endoplasmic reticulum. The record is from RefSeq and is a predicted model, not a curated record.